AUGAUUUCUAGGCGAAUUUCUGCCGCCUUACUUGUUUUGGCAAUAGUUGUCGCAGCCGCAAAUGGACGAGCCUUCGGGAAUUGCGAGGACUAUUGUUUACCAGGAGCAAGAUGUUGGCCAACCCACGAGGACAUCGUGCAGUUUAAUGAAUCAACUAAGGGCAGGGCCAAUAAGAGGGUGCGUGUCGUUGUUGGCGGUUCCUCCCACACAGUAACAAUAGGAGGUUAUACCCAAGGAGGUGGCCAUUCUCCCAUUGGAAGAAAAUUCGGAUUGGGUGUUGACAACCUUUUAGACGUGGAACUAGUCAGUGCAAAUGGUUCUCUUGCGCAUGCAGACAAAGAUGGCACUACUGUUACAGACACGGUAACGGGUCUCCAGUCUCACUCGUCCAACCCGGAUAUUUUCUGGGCGGUCCGUGGUGGCGGGGGGUCUACGUUUGGAAUCAUUACAUCAUUGACCUUUAAGCUACAUUUUGACUCAAAGAUGGUAAUGAUCCUCUGCUCUACCCCGAUAUUUGAUGAACAAGGACGCAAUAUUGGUCAGAAUUUUAUGGAUUCAUUUAACCAACUCUUAACUACCUCUUUGGCACCAGAAUGGGGUGGGUAUGAACUUAUUAGAGUAAAUCAGGGCGAAACGCAAGGCAAUGUUAUAUUGUUUUUGAAUCAUUACGGGGAAUGGGGUUCACCCUCUUUUAACACGAUAUCUCCAGUGCUACCGACUUUUUCACAGCACUGCUUAUUUUAUAACGUUUCAAACUUUCUAGAAUAUGCAGUGAAUGCAAAUGACUCGUUAUAUUACAGAACUUACAUUUUCAACAGAUUACUUCAACGCGACUCCUUCACACCAAGAUUCUACAAUUACCUCUUCAACAUGGUCACAGAUCCAAACCGUAAAUCCUUUCUUCUGUGCACUGGUGUACUAGUUGGAGGCAACAUUAACCAUGUCAGUUCCGAUGAAACGCCCAUGAACCCAAGCUUCCGGACGGCUUUUGUAUCGAUGACAUGCGCAUUAUCAUGGCACGAUCCAAGCCGAGAUGAAGAAAUGAUUUCUCACGCGGAAAACGUUACGAAAGGGUUUCUACAGUUUGGAAAAGGCAUUUUCUUCAAUGAGCCUUCGGUUUAUCAGCCAGACUGGAAAACGGCAUACUGGGGAGUUCACUAUGGGAGACUGUUGGCAAUCAAGAGGGAAUGGGAUCCGGACAAUAUAUUAACUUGUCACCAUUGUGUCGGUUCAGAUUUAGUUAAGGGAGCAAAUUUCUAUGAUAAUCCUUUGAGCAGUAAUGGUCUCCCUAUUGUAGGAUAA
Messenger RNA from Mercenaria mercenaria, 1302 nucleotides. RefSeq lists its product as uncharacterized. Bases 1 to 1302 code for a protein of 433 amino acids. The record is from RefSeq and is a predicted model, not a curated record. Gene Ontology annotation, molecular function: oxidoreductase activity; flavin adenine dinucleotide binding. The transcript is spliced from 3 exons. NCBI's taxonomy places the organism in Eukaryota, Metazoa, Mollusca, Bivalvia, Venerida, Veneridae.